AUGUCGGAACAGACUACCAAAGUAGGUUGGAUAGGUCUCGGAGCUAUGGGAAGUGGGAUGGCCAGUAGUCUCGUCUCUCAAGGAUAUCAAGUCAAUGCAUACGACGUCUGGAAACCCUCUCUCGAAGCUGUCGUCUCAAAAGGUGCAAUAGGAUGCGAAACCCCCGCUAAAGCUGCGGAUGGAGUGAACGUAUUGGCGUUGAUGGUGGUUAAUGCAGCUCAAGUGGAAGAUGUCUUAUUCGGUAGUGGAAAAGUAGCGGAUGUCCUUCAACAAGACGCAGUGAUCAUUUGUUUCUCAACUGUUCCACCUAGUUUCUUGGUCACCAUGGCAGAGAAGUUAGAUGCGUUGGGUAAGAACAUCGGUCUAUGCGACUGCCCCGUCUCGGGUGGAUCCACAAGAGCAGCCACAGGCGAACUAGCAAUUAUGUCAUCCGGUACACCUUCCUCAAUACAACGUGCUACACCGGUUCUCAGCGCUCUUACCAGAACCCCUGUCGGAGCUCUAUCAGUCGUAGGCGAUAAAGUAGGAACAGCGAGCGACUACAAAUUGAUCAAUCAAGUUUUCUGCGCUGUGCAAAUCGCCUCUCAGGGAGAGGUGAUUUCGUUGGCUAAGAAUUGGGGGUUGAAUGUCAGGUUGGUUUAUAAUGUGGUAAGAGGAGCUUCGGGAGAUAGUUUCAUGUUCGGCCACAAAGUUCCUUGGUCAUUGAACCACGACGGUAUACCCAAAUCAGCCAUGACUAUCAUAUCGAAAGAUAUUGGUAUAGUAAUGGACGAAUCACGCCUGCUCAAUUUCCCAGCACCUUUAUGCAGCGUUACCGAACAGGUCUUUACAGCUGGUUUGGGAGCGGGAUUGGCAAGAGAAGAUGAUGAUUGUAUAUCAAAAUUAUGGGAAAGGUUUGGCGGUAAACCUAUUGCCGAACAAGGUACCAUAGAAGAGGAAGAGCUCAAAGCCAAGGAACUUGAAAUCACCUCCUCGACCACCCUGACAGAUAAGAAGGUACUGGUAGUGGGUCUCGGUGCGAUUGGAUUACCCAUUGCUCAGACUUUACAUAACGCUGGGGUCGAGGUGAUAGGGUACGAUGUGAAUAUGGAACAUCUAGAUAAAUUCGCUAAGCUCGGUGGGAAUGUUACGAGCGAUGUUUUAAAAGCUUCGGAAGAUGUGGGAGCUGUGCUGUUUAUCACUAAUACGGCUAAACAGGUUGAGGGUGUUUUGUUUGGUUCAGAUGGGAAAUCAGGUAUAGCCUCGACCUUACCUAAGGACAGUACCAUAGUCAUCUGUUCCACUAUUUCACCCACCGAAGCCACCAACCUACAAACUCUUCUUGAUGGUCUAUCCAAGAAUAUCCAGAUAAUUGAUGCACCCGUAUCUGGUGGACCAAGCAGAGCUUCUCAAGGUGACCUAUCAAUAUUUGCUUCUGGUCCUACCGAAGCUUUAAAAACAGUUCAUCCUAUCUUAUCGACCCUCUCUUCCUAUUCUUCUUCGUCAGACAGUAUCAAGAAGAACCUGCAUUAUAUUCCUGGUGGAUUGGGUAAUGGAUCGAAAGUGAAGCUCAUCAAUAACCUCCUGGCUUCUAUCCACUUAGCAGUAGCUGCUGAAGGUAUGGCGUUUGCCAAAUAUAAAGGUAUGGACACUGAGAAGGUGUUUGAGGUUGUGAGAGGAGGUGCGGCCUAUAGUUAUAUGAUGGUUGAUCGCGUUCCAAGAAUGUUCAACCCUCCUUCAUCGCCCCAUUCAGCCACCACGACCCUGGUGAAAGACUUGACUCUAGUCCUCAACGAAGCUAAGAAAUACAACACACCUUUGUUCCUCGGUCAAGCUGCCUUGCAGCAGUUCACUACAGCAGUCUCGAAGGGCUGGGGAGGAGAGGAUGAUAGUUGUUUAGGAAGACUAUGGGAAGAUAUGGGUGUAAAUCUGAAAUUGUAG
Kwoniella mangroviensis CBS 8507 is the source of this 1920-nucleotide messenger RNA. RefSeq lists its product as uncharacterized. The transcript is spliced from 7 exons. Bases 1 to 1920 code for a protein of 639 amino acids. Gene Ontology annotation, molecular function: NADP binding; oxidoreductase activity; NAD binding. NCBI's taxonomy places the organism in Eukaryota, Fungi, Basidiomycota, Tremellomycetes, Tremellales, Cryptococcaceae. The record is from RefSeq and is a predicted model, not a curated record.